Salmo salar (Atlantic salmon) is the source of this 2419-nucleotide messenger RNA. It is a transcript of the gene armc6, whose product is annotated as armadillo repeat containing 6. Gene Ontology annotation, biological process: hematopoietic progenitor cell differentiation. Lineage: Eukaryota; Metazoa; Chordata; Actinopteri; Salmoniformes; Salmonidae. Gene Ontology annotation, molecular function: protein binding. The record is from RefSeq and is a predicted model, not a curated record.
GAUUAAGUUGGUUCUCCCCCCCACACGACAUUUAUUUAGUCGGUUACCUUACCACUCAAACGUGCCCAUUAUCAGCAGCACAGCCACCGGGCGGUGUCUUGGUCGUCGUCUCUUCGAGUUGAGCUGAACGUUGCAGACAUGGCCUGUCGCAGGAUCACACAGGAGACCUUCGAUGCGGUGGUCAAGGAAAACAUCGAUGAGUUCGACAUGGACACGGCGGAGGCCUUGAGAGAAGCGGUAGAACAGUUUGAGUCUCAAGGGGUGGACCUCAGCUGUAUAGUGAAAACUGUGCGGACAGCAGGUGAUCACCAAACAGAGGAGCAUGAGGUCCUUCAGGCCCUGGAAUCCCUUCAAAUAGCAUCUGACAGCAGUAUGGCUGCAGAUCUGAAACGCUUCACUGAGCAGUGUUCUCUUGGCUUCGCCCAGAGGCACCUGGCAGCCCAGAAAGAUGCCUAUCCUACAAUCAUCUCCUGCUGUAGAAAGACUCUGGAUGAACAGGAGGCUCUGCUGGCCGCGCUCUCUGCCCUGGCCGCUCUGACAGAUGGCCAGCCAGACCUCCUUGACUUGGAGGGCAAGGAUCUCCUUGUGAGCAUCCUUGGCAUGUACCAGACAGACCCUGCUCUGAUGUUAGUAGCCAUCCGUACGGUCCGCCAUUGCUGUUUGAAGCACGAGCAGAACAGGCAGGAUUUGGUGAAGGCUGGAGUGCUGCCGUUGCUGACCGGUACCAUAAAGCAACACACUGGACGCUCCGAUCUGGUCAAAGAGGCCUGUAAUGCCCUCCGGUACAUGACCUUUGACGAUGACAUAAGAGUUCCUUUUGGACAGGCUCACGAACACGCCAAGAUGAUCGUUAUGGAACACAAUGGGUUGAAAGUCAUUGUGGAGGCUGCUAAAGCACACCCAGAGAAUACCCCUGUCCUCAGUGUGCUGUGUGCUACUCUGUCCAGCCUGGCCGUGAGGAACGAGUUCUGUCAGGACAUCUGUGACCUGGGAGGGUUAAAGUUCAUGAUGACCCUGCUGGCAGACAGUUAUGAGUCCCAGGAGCUCACAAGGCAGGUACUCAGCGCUCUGAGGGCCAUAGCAGGAAAUGAUGAUGUGAAGGAUGCUGUCACAAAUGCCGGUGGAGUACAGCUCAUCGUCAUCGCCAUGAACAGACACAUGGGCAAUGCUCAAGUGUGUGAGCAGGGCUGUGCUGCUCUCUCUGUCGUUGCUCUGCGCAAACCCAACAACUGCCAAGUCAUUAUGGAGGAAGGUGGUGCGCUGGCGGCUCUGCUGGCUAUGAAGACCCAUCCUGAUGAGGUCAAUGUGCAGAAACAGGGAUGUAUGCUGCUGAGGAACCUGGUGGCGCGCAUGACUCACUUCAACCAGCCCAUCCUGGAGAUGGGAGCAGAGGCCCUCAUCGCCCAGGCUCUGGCGGCCCACCGGGACUGUGGCGACCUGGCAAAAGCUGCCCUCAGGGACCUUGGCUGCCAGGUGGAGCUCCGAGAGCUGUGGACGGGCAAGAAGGGCAGCCUCACCAGAGAUUGACAUUAAGGGCUGAAAGGCCCUCGGUCACCCAUCCUGGUCUGGAGGAUGUACAGGAGGUGCAUGCUUUUGUUCCAGCCCAGCUAUAACAACCUUGGUUAAUUUAAUUUAUUGCUAAUUUGAACAGGACACGUGUCAAUUCAAAGCCGUAAUAAAAGCUUACACACUCUGCAGCUCUCCAGAACCAGGGUUGGGGACCACUACACUCAGAACACCUGAACACAGUCAAUAAAGCUGCUAAUCCUAGUAAAUGGCCUCAUCCAAGUUUCUGAUAUGCCUGGGAAGCAGAGUUGUAUGAAGGAGUACAGAGGGGGAUAAAGCUGUUGGACUUGUGAUGUUUUUAAAUGUAUUAUUAUUUACUGUACAUAUUUUUGUGGUUAUUAGUUGUAUUUUCACUUUUACAGCCAUUUUCUUUCAUCAGAAUUUGUUUAAGUAUUAAAUCCUGAAAAUGUAGUUUUAUUUACCAGGUCUAUUAUAGUCUUGAAGUGUACUUAAUUGAAUGCAAACAUGCUUUCUUGCACUCCGUUCUCUUUGUGCAGCUUCAUUGUAAUGUGGCUUUUGCCUGUACUCCCAAAUUGUUUCUUUGCUUAGUUGGACAUUUUAGAUUUUAAUGUGCAUAACAUGUUUUUUUCCCCCUGCAAACAUUCCUUAACAAUACUCUGCGGUUGGGUUAAAUUAGAAAUGAAGUAAUUAAAUUAAUUGAAAAUAGAGUACCUUUUUUCAAAUAUUGACUUCAAUUUGACCCCAAACCUGCAACACUUUUACUCUUAAAGUGUCCAUUUUUAAGUCUACCUGUUUGUCUCCUGUUAUAGUAGGAAACUGGAAAUGCUGAUACAUGCCUCUUCCUCAGAGAGACCGACACGUGAACAGUGUAUUAAAACCAACUGAGUCAUGA